GGUCGGGCCUUUCGCUUCCGCGGUGGGCGGUUCACUUAUAUUAGCGUCCCAGUUGCCGCUUUGCAGCAUUUCGCUUCGGACGUUCACCCGGUAACAUCUAUCAAAGAGGAAUAGCCAACAUGAACAAGGUCAUUUUCGCCGUCGUUGUUGUUGCAGGUCUGGUUAGCAGCUGUUUUGCUGCCUGCGACUUUGGUGCCAUAGGGAAAUGCUCAGAUGAAUUGGGAAAAAAAUCUGGUGGCCAACAAGACAAGUCAAGCCUCUGCAGAAUUUACGGCGAGUUCAAAAGCUGCUUGGGAUCUAUGAAAGACUGUGAUCUUUCUGAUACACUGAAAACUAUGGAAAGUAGUCUGAAGCAGUCAAGCGGUGUUGACUUAGGCACAUGCUCCGCUGGGACGAUGGUUCAAGUGUCCAUAGCCUGUGUCCUCCUGGCCCUGUUUGCGUCCAUGUUUACGAGAUAAUUACAUCCACCGAGUGUCUUAGUCCACUUCUGUCUUGUUCUACCAUGUCACUUUUAUAACUACAAUAAUUAGUCAACAUGUCUGCUUUAGUCAGUAAAUUCAGCGGCCAGAUAAACGUUUUUCUACUCAACAAAGUAACGUCUUCGAAGUGUCUGUCAUCAUACACUAUAAUAAAAUGUUUUUAUAAGUUUA
Molecule: messenger RNA, 650 nt
Organism: Haliotis rubra (blacklip abalone)
Lineage: Eukaryota; Metazoa; Mollusca; Gastropoda; Lepetellida; Haliotidae
Exons: 4
Coding region: 120-458 (112 amino acids)
Source: RefSeq, a predicted model, not a curated record